Linum trigynum is the source of this 7476-nucleotide messenger RNA. The record is from the annotation of a GenBank genome assembly. NCBI's taxonomy places the organism in Eukaryota, Viridiplantae, Streptophyta, Magnoliopsida, Malpighiales, Linaceae.
AUGAAUAAACCUAUUUCGUUUUGGUGGUAUUUGUUUAAUAUUCGAUUGCAAUUAUGAUUGUACAUACAAUCUACAAUGCUGAAUUAAAAAAAGUUGGCCGUCAUGUGUUUUUUUUCUUCCACUUCUCUAAUACCUUUCAAAUUCGAAUGUGUUGGAAUGAAUAAACUAUUAUUAAAAGCUUAGUUCAUAAAUAUGUUACACAAAUGUUAAACUAUGAUAGUUCUUCUUAAGUAAAACUCAAAAUACAUAUUUACAUGAUAAUUACUUAAAGUGUUUAUAGUUUUCCUAACUUCGCCUUGACGUUUUUUGAAUAGAAGACUAACUAUUACCUAAAUUUUAGAUAGCAUGUGCCAUUCUACAACUUUUGUCUAAAAGUGAACCUAUUAUUUUCUUAAUCUUAAUCCACAAAUCCUCUUUAUGAUGACAUAACUCCAUAAGUUCCCUUCCCUUCUCUUGCAUUAUUCACCAAGACCAAUGACAUCCCACUACACGUGGAGAAGAUGAAUAAUUGAUGGCAACAAAUGUCACUCUAUUAGCUCCAUAACCUUUUCUCUUUUCCAUUGUUGUUCUCAGUGUUGUCAUUGUUCUGCUUCCUUUGAUACUUUUAAUCUACAAUUGCAGAUUGCAACUCUACUCCCAUGCAGUUCUCUUUUAAUCACUUCUAAGUCUCCCUACCUUCAAAAAAUUAGUAGCUUACCCUUAUCUCUUUUAUUGAGAUUGAAUCCAUAACUUGGACCACCCCCACCUCCCAACUUUUGUACCUGAUUGGCUUUCUAAAUUUGGUCAGCAUCAAGAGUUCUAAAUGAAUUCAAGAGAGAAGAGCUGCUCCUGGUAUUGAUCGGUUGCUCCUGGUCCCUCUCCUCUUCAUCUUCAUGUCGACCAACUUGUGGUGGCUUCUUCCAAUUGCUCUCUUCUUCUAAUUACUUGCCCUCUUUUUAUGAUAACGCAAUCCCAUCAGCAGGAAAACAGAGUGCCCAUAGUUCGUCAAUUAUAUUAUCCACAAUGUGAAUUGAAAGGCGUUGGUACCGUUUGGGGAAGGGACUAUGAAGCAGCUGGAGAAUUCAUUAUUCAACGACCACAGUCAAUUAAUUGAACAUGCAACCCACUGAACAGUUACUUACAUCGAUGAGAUUGAGGGAUCGAUUGGAAUCGGCGAUGGCCGUGAAACUGAAACCUUGAAAUUCCCCUUCUCUUCCCCUGCCUCGCUGAUUCUAUGAUAUAUUCGAUGAUUGUUGCCAAAACUGUUGCGUCAAAGUAACGAGGCACGGAGCGGCAGAAGGAGUGGGUAGAAUGGAACGAUGACGCUUCGAUUCACCGGCUCCAAGGGAUCGACAAAAUCCAUAUUGAGCCCUAGGAAUCUUGCCGCUUCGUUGCGCUGGAGGUACUGCUGCGAUUGUCAAACAAUUGCCAUUAUCGAAUAAUCCAUCUACGGAACGCCGGGGCAGAGGGGGGAGAAUGAGAUGCCGGCGCUUCGAGGUGGGGAGAACAGGACGUCGACGCUUCAAUGGGAUCGACGGAGGGGCAGAAGGAAUGGGGUAAAGGGGAUGAAAAUCGAAAUGAAUUGCUUCUUAGAUCUUGGUGUCUGGCUUUCUCUGCUUGCUUCUUCCAGAUCCGAGAGAGUAGAACUUCAACCCUUCUCUGCUUAAUAUCACUUGAUUCCGCCGGGAAGCGAAACAACUUGCGUAGCCGCCAGUCAGUCUACGCGGGGAGACUAAAGUAAGAAACGGUGGGGAAAAGGGUCGUAGAAGACUUACGGUACACCCGACCACAGCCUACUGGACCCCUUAAGUAUGUUGCGGCUUUAUUAUACUAAUUGUUGUAACUAAUGGUUAAUUUAUUUAUUAGCCCAUAAACAAUUACAUAUAUAUAUAUAUAUAUAUAUAUUAGCCUUCAAAGCAUAUACGAAUAAUUUUAACUAGUCAUGCCCUCCAUAUAAAAGGAAACAAAUAGAGUAGCUCGGCCAGCCUCCAUGCCUUUCCAAAGGUGGGCAAUAUAUGACAUUAUAACAAUGAAACCGGCUGUAUCAUAUAAUUAAGUUCCUCCAAUGAAUAGUGAUAAGGGAGAUAAAAUCGUAAGGAACAGUGAAUAUAUUUAUGGUUUACUUACGAUUUAAUAAUAUUAAUAAUUAUCGUUGACGAGGAGUCGUCUCUUCAUGUUGUGGUCUCCAACUACCCCCACCAACUCUUUAUCAAAUCCAAUUUGGGGGAAAGCAGAAAAGGACAGUGACAUGAAAUAGUGAUAUGAAAAUUCCAUUGAAAUUACCAUCUACAUACAUACCUAAAACAAUCGGUUUAUUACCUCUCAACUCAUUUACUCAAGCAGACCAUCGAGCUAAAUCAGGUUGAUAAGCACGCUUAAAACAACCAGGUUGAUUAUUUUUGUUUUGUUUGACGUGAGAACUUGAAUGCAGAUGACAACGUCUUCCGUGGAAGUAAUAUAUGUACUGGUGCGAAGAUCAUCUUUCAACUCGGCCUUAUUUUGAUUUUUGAGGACGUGGCAUUGGCUUGUAGAUAUACUCAAUGUGGAAUAGCAAGUCUUCGUGUCAACUUUCAAUAAUCAUGAAAAUCUAGUUGUGAAUUAUUGGUACGACAAAUAGCCUGCAGAACAUUGUGUUCAUUGGAAGAUGUAGUUUUCAUGGUCCGUCAUUGGAUGAUGUGAAUUUGUGAUUAACAAACAAAUAUCGCAGCACCUUCUUGGCUCUUGCAGUCUUGCUCCAUCCCCACUACUUUGAACCUUCAAACCAAACACGGUCUUCUUCGUCCAAAAGCCUUCAUCUACUACACAACUCCUUGGUUGACUUUUCUUUCACAUUUCUACUUCCCGGCAACAGCAGAUCUGAAAAUGAAGAUCGACGGCGGUAGACGCGAUCGCGACGAAGACGGGGAUGAACUCGUUCUGAGCCGACCUGCCAAGCGGCAGACAACACUCGUUAGUGAAAUCAUCACCCGUGGUACUACUCUUUUCCAUCCCUCCAACCUCUUCCUGCGCUUCCUCCCCAGAUUCAUUCGCCCCAAUCUGUUCUACCCGCCGUGGCCGUCGUCGUCGCGGGACAUAGUUCCUCCUUCUCCUUCCUCCACUCCUUCUUCUUCGUCGCUUGUUCUGCCUGCGAAGCACGACGUCUUCAUCAGCUUCAGAGGAAAGGACGUUCGCGACGGCUUCCGGAGCCACCUCAACUCCUUCCUCAAACACCAGAAGAAAUUCGCUGUCUACGAAGACGAUUCAGAUCUGGAAAGAGGAGAGGAGAUCACUCCGUCGCUGUUGGAUGCGAUCGAGAGAUCCGCGUGCUACAUCGUGAUUUUCUCCCCCAAUUAUGCCGAUUCACCGUGGUGCCUGGACGAGCUCGUGAGGAUCUUUGACUGCGUUCAACGCUAUGGACGGCGGGUAGUUCCGGUGUUCUACGGGGGCGUGGAUCCUUCUCAUGUCGAAAAUCAAACUGGAAGCUUCCGGAAGCUCCCCAAGGGGGAGACGGUUGGCAAAAUUCGGAGUUGGAAAGCUGCGUUGAGUAACGCAGCCGCCAUUUCGGGCUUCGAUUCACGAGUUACCAGACCUGAAUCAAAACUAAUUGAGGAAAUUUAUAGAGCUGUGCUACAAGCUCUAUCCGCUCAAAUGGUACCGGCUUCAUAUUCCAAUGUGGGUUUGGUGGGAAUAGAGAGGAGGAUGAAUGACAUCGAACAGUGGGUAACUAGUGGGAGUGAAAAUUUGACUAUAGGACUGUGGGGGACCGGUGGCAUCGGGAAGACAACUCUUGCGAAGGCUUUCUAUAAUAGAUUUUUCAGUCAAUUCGAUGAUUUUUAUUUCUGGAGUGACUUCUCAGACCAAUUAAGUGCUUCAUCGCAUUUGCGUGAUGGCUUGCAGAAUGAUUUCUUCUCUAGAUUGUUGGGUGAUGAGAAUGCGGGGAGAAUAUCUCCGGAUUUGAAAGACUAUCGGCUUGGCCGUACGAGGGCUUUGGUUGUCAUCGAUGAUGUGGGCGAUGAAGUUGGAGACAUCAGACACUUGAACAAUUUGUUUAACGGACGAUAUUGUGACUUAUUUGCGCCGGGAAGUAUAAUUAUCCUGACAAGCAGGAACAAACAAGUGCUUAAGAACGUGUGUAGUUACGUUUAUGAAGUGGCGGCUCUUGAUCACCAUGAAGCUCUACUGUUAUUCUGCCUCAGUGCAUUCAAAGAGCAUUGUCCUCCAAUCGAGUAUGAGGAGUGGUCCAAGAGAGCUAUCACUUAUGCGGAGGGUAACCCCUUAGCUCUCAAUAUUUUAGGCUCACAUUUGUAUCGUAGGGACAAAAACUUUUGGCGUAUCGAGUUGAAAGCCUUGGAGCGUCACCCAAAUCAAGUGAUAAAGAUGAGAGUCUUUCGGAGGAUUUACGAUGGACUAGAUCCUGUAGAGGGAAAUGUAUUCCUUGAUAUUGCAUGUCUUUAUGGUCGAUCCCAUGUUUCUGUCAAGGAGUUGGAAAGACUAUUGGAUGGAAACUAUGUUGAACAUGGUGGGAGUGAAAACCUUAUUACUAAAUUUAUUGAAAAAUCUAUACUAACAAUUUUCGAUCAUGGUGCCAUGCGCAUGCAUGGGGUGCUGAGUGAUUUGGGCCGUAGCAUUGUCAAUGAAGAGCUCCGACUCGAAAAACGUUCAUGGGUGUUUGAAGCUCAAGACGUAUAUAGUUUCUUUAAACAAGGCAAGGGAAGUGAAGUCACCAGAGGUAUUCGUUGGGAUAUACCCAGUGGUGAGUUAGGGACAGAGGCAACAAUACACAUGCAAUCUGAUGCUUUUGUGAAGUUGGAAAAUCUUAGAUACCUUUUGAUAUUUCAAUCUGACACAAAAUUGGUUCUUUCUAAAGACGGUUUGAGAUGUCUACCGAAUUCAUUGGUAAUUCUUAAUUGGGUCUCAUUCCCAAUGAAAUGUUUACCAUAUGAAUUUUGUCCGGAGAAUCUUACGACAUUGUCUUUGCCUUCAAGCAAUGUAGAACGACUUUGGGACGACAUGCAGAAUGUGGAUUUAAGAAAUUUGAAGUUACUUGAUCUAAGAAAAUCCAAAUACUUGAAGAAGUUGCCUGAUCUAUCUACGGCUAAAAGACUGGAAACAAUCGAUCUUAGUUUCUGUGUGGGCUUAGUGGAGCUUCCUCUAUCGAUUUUGCAUCUGCCCAAACUGGAAGACCUCAAUUUAAGAGACUGUACCAGCUUGGAGUUGAAUGCAUUGGGAUAUUACACAGAUGUCAACAAGAACGAUGAUAGGGCUACUGCUGCCAUUUUUCCAAAACUAGAACGAUUGAACCUAAGGGGGACAUCAAUUCAAAACCAGAAGUUGGAGGAGCUGGAGAAGUUAACGGGGUGUGGCGAAAUUUCGGCCAAUGAUCAAGAGCUUGUUCAUUUAUGUGAUCUAAUUUUUCAGUCGAAAGCUCUUGUUGAGAUCGAUUUAUCUAACUGCAUCCGGCUGAAGGAACUUCCAGAAAUCUUGGUGCCCAUGGAAGCUUUAUCACGUCUUCAUCUAGAUGGGUGCACCAAUCUAUCACGACUUCCAGAUAGCAUUUCCAAUCUGGUACAACUGAAAGAGCUUAGGCUGUCUCGUACAGCAAUCCAAGAGCUGCCAGCCACCAUUGGAGAUCUGGCAUGCUUGGAAGAACUGACACUCAAUGAUUGCACAAGUCUCAAACACCUCUGCGGCACCAUUCACAAGCUAUCCAAAUUGUACAGCCUCGAGUUGUCUGGUUGCAAUCAACUCAGUCACUUACCGGAGCUUCCUUCAUCCUUGACAGAGUUGGAAGCAUGUGGCUGCACCGCACUUCAAACCAUGUCAACUAGCGGUUUGAGUAAACAUAACUUCUUGAUGUGUAAAUGGAAUUUUGGAAACUGUGGAAAGCUGGAUUCAGAUGUGUGCAGCAUGCUUUUCAAGAAGUUCACUCAAGAUGCCUUGGGUACGCGUACGAAAAGAAAUUAUCAUCGAUGGCUCUUACUUCCAAGAGGUUGGAAUAGUCGUGAUGGAUGGAGGCCUUCUGGGCUUAAUUCAGUGGUGACAGCCACACUUGGUCGCCUUUGGCAGUUGAAGGGACUAAUAUAUUGUGCUUCAUUCCAUACCGAAGUUGUCCAUCAACCUAUCCUUAGUUCCUCAAGUGCUAUAUUCAGAGUUGGCUGUCACAAUUUGUCUAGCACUGGCAGGGGGGAUGUCAUAACUGCGAGUUCUUGCGAGUCAGUUCCAAUAUAUUGGAAUAACCUUGAUUCAGAAGAUGACCGGGGAAGUAACCUAAUAAUAUGGUAUGAUUCUGAGGUUAGCUGGAUAAGGGAGGUUUUAGUACCUCUGGAUUCUUCUUCCGCAGGUCUGGAGAUCACAGUUACAGAUGAUGCUACUAUUAAGUUCGUCUUUCAGGCCAUGCGCCGUGUCAGUCUCAAGGGAGGUGGUUAUGCUGAUGUACCAAUCAUUGUGGAGACUUGUGGGGUAAUACCGGUUUACGACAACAGGGAGAUAAUAAUAAUAGAUGAUGACGACAGUUGAUCUCCAGAGAGCCUCCACGAGACAAUAUUGUUACAGAUCACAGGGAAGAUGAAUUGAUGAAAGGAAAUUUUUAUGCCGGUAUACGAUUUGGUUGUUCUUUUCUUGUUCUAGUCCUCCUGUGUUGUAAUGAACUCAAUUCUAUCGCGCUUCACCGGCAGUUAUAAGUACUGGUUGAUCGAGCUUACCUUGUUCUCGCUACUGCCAAAACCAGUUGCUUUGGUUCCAACUUCAAAUUUCUCCUUUUAAGUAUUCAGGUAACACAAAUCAGAAUAUUUCAUCAUCAGUAAGCCGUGCAAUUAUGUCAAAGCCGCACUUGCUUGGUCUGGAAAUGUGACUAUGUGAGUAUUAGUCAUUCCGGUUUUGGGUUAUAAAAACCUCAACCCAUUCUUUAUUUUUCGGGUAGGUUCGGAUCGGGUCAACGGGUCGGGCUCUCAUUUGCCAGGUAUACUUACAAGCUUGAAGACCAGGCCCAUUGCUGAUUGGGCUCAUGAUACUUUCCAUAUCCAACCCCAACAUAAGCCAGCUCGGGUGCUUUAUUGGAGAAUCUGUCUGAUGGAUCAGACUCAGAGUGGUUGGACAUUUGGACUCGGGUUCGUUUGACUUGCAGUGGAACGGGAUGGGAGGAACGAGUACCUCAAUAUCCAAUGUUAUGAUUCUCUCAAGAGAGUGCGACUAGAACUCAUAAAACGAUGAGUUAGACUUACACAUGAUGAUAACCCAAUCAAUAGAUUGGAGAUCUCAAAAAUGAAUUCAAUUGUUACUGACAAGUUGUGUCUAAUACAAGUACAUCAUGCAUUGUGAAAUACAAAUUUUUGAAUUCCUAUUAAUGAGAUAUAUACUCCAUACAGAGUAAAAUGCAUUGUUUUGCAGGAGUACUUCCGACAAAGGACGAGAGCAUUUCCUUAUUCUCAUCUUUCAUUUAUUUAUCGAUUCAGUCCUGAACCGAUCCGUUCCAAUUCUGAAUCAGAUAGACCAUGCUUUUAAUAAUAAUGCAUAAUAUUC